AUGUCUGCACCGGGAGAGCCACCGCUCGUGGCGGAAUUCUCCGACAGGCCAUCGUAUCCUUUAUACACAUGUACACUCUGCGGACGGAAGCCCUUCGCGUCUUACAUUAAGCAUUCCGAAAGCCAAACUCACAAGGACAAAGUGGCUAAUCGGGAAAUGGACAAAAUUGUGAUGAACUUACCGAAUCCUUCUCUAGCUUCCGGAUCAGGAUUGGGCGCAGUUAAUGCAAUGAAUUGGACGAGCGGCGACGGCGGGGACGAAGACGAUCCACCGGAUGACGGAAUUGGAACUCACUCGGAUGAAACAAACAUUUGGAAUCAGGAUGACUCGGCCCUCUUUGAAACCCCAGCCAAUGCUCGUAUUGAGGUUGAGGAGGUUGUUCAAGAAAGGCCAGAUUUGAUCUGGGAUGCUAUCUACAACCUUGGAGUCAGGCAAGACAAUGAGGAUGAGGAUGAUGUAGCUCCUCAAGAGCCCAGAUUUGAAGAACAGGAAGAUGAGAUUGUGUACAAUGAUGAUGAUGGUGAUUUAAAUAAAGAUGAAUCUGAAUCUGAUGAGUGGUACCCAUUUAAAAAGAAGGAGGUGCUUUGA
Melampsora larici-populina 98AG31 is the source of this 588-nucleotide messenger RNA. RefSeq lists its product as uncharacterized. Lineage: Eukaryota; Fungi; Basidiomycota; Pucciniomycetes; Pucciniales; Melampsoraceae. The transcript has 2 exons. The record is from RefSeq and is a predicted model, not a curated record. Bases 1 to 588 code for a protein of 195 amino acids.